Messenger RNA from Penicillium daleae, 816 nucleotides. RefSeq names its product putative GINS DNA replication complex subunit Sld5 (gene sld5). Gene Ontology annotation, biological process: double-strand break repair via break-induced replication; DNA-templated DNA replication. The coding region runs from base 1 to 816 and encodes 271 amino acids. The transcript is spliced from 2 exons. Gene Ontology annotation, cellular component: GINS complex. The record is from RefSeq and is a predicted model, not a curated record. Lineage: Eukaryota; Fungi; Ascomycota; Eurotiomycetes; Eurotiales; Aspergillaceae.
AUGGAUAUCGACGACAUCCUCGCCUCCGUCGACCGCGGCCCCGGCGCCAGCCCGGAGUCCGCCGCCCUCGACCACCAACAAUUAACGCGCUUCUGGAUCGCCGAACGCGCCGUCUCGGAGGUCCUACCCUGGCCGGCGCCACUGAUGGAGCGAAUGAUGGACCGCGUGCGCAUCCAGAUCGAAACAAUCGAAGACCUCGCCGCAUCAUCCGCAGACACAGUAUCCAACAGCAACACAUCCCACAACCCAAACCUAAACCUACGCCUCUCAAUCCUCCAAACAGACCUCGCCCGCACCCAAUACAUACUCCGCUCCUUACUACGCGCGCGCCUCGCAAAACUCACAAAACACAGCAUGCACUACCUCGUCCAACUAGCCAGCCGCAACAAAAACCCGCUCUCAUCAGCCUCGCAAUCCCAGUCCCAAUCGUCUACAAACCCCAACACCACGCCCGAAGACUCAGUCCCCGAUAUCUCGGCGCUAGUCGAUACGGCGCCGCUCUCGGGGCCGGAGACGAGCUUCGUACACGCGCACCAGACGUUACUGGCCGGACACUAUGGAGGCUCGUUUUUGGGCGCGUUCCCGCCGCAGUUGAGGCGGUUGGAUGAUAAUGCUGGUGGGACGAGUAUGGUGCAGGGGCCGGAGACGAGGGAGGUUGUUUUUGUGAGGUGUUUGGGGGCGGAGGUUCCUGUUUUUGUGGAUGGGGAGGACGGAGAGCAGGAUGUUGGUGUUGUGAUGCGGAUGGGAGAUGUUUGGGUUGUUAGGUGGGAGGGGGUUAGGAGGGCUUGGGAGAGGGGGGAGGUGGAGUUGCUGUAA